AAAGCACAUAAGUCAUCACCCGAAAACAAUUUUGAAGGAAUUAAAAUGGGGGUCCUAAACUACAGCUAUCUCUCAGUGACCUCUGCAUCCACACCCAUAUCUCAAGACUCUGCAAAUAGUUCAACCCCAUCUUCAAUUCCAACACAGACCAAGGUAAUAUUGCCCCAGCAGAAACCUGUGAAAUUGUCCACUGGAGUGGUUCCUGGGCACAAUGCUGCUCCACCCACUACAACUAAGCUCAGGAAGUAUUGGGGUGAGGAUGUGGAUCCUCUUACCUCUGAUGAUUAUAUCUGGAACAAAGAAUUUAUGGGUCGUAUGAAGAAGUAUAUUCAGGACCCUCAACAAAAUCCCCCUUCUUCUCCCUCUGCUCCUGCAAAGGAAGAGACAUCGGGAUUUCUUAGCUUAAACAGAGUCAUGAGUCUUGACAGUUUGGAAAUUGACUUGACGAAGGAGCUAACAGCCCCUUCAGUACCUGUUCAAGAACCAGAACUCGAAAAUACUAGACCUCGUUUAAGUGCAUCUCAAAGAUGGCGGCCAGCACCAACACGACGCGAGCAGGAGCAGUGGGACAAAGCUUCCAAGGCUGCAACUGGGGGCAGUGACGUGAUGUUCAGGGAAUUAAGACGCCCAACAGGGGAUCCAAAGGUUUUGGCUGCUCAGUCAAGGGAGCAGUAUCUUAAGUUAAAGAAUAAAUUGCAGCUCCUCACACUUGGGAUUGGUGGUGUUGGAGUGAUUUCAGCUUAUAUCUCUUAUUCUCCUGAAAUAGCAGCAAGUUACGGUGCAGGGUUUAUUGGUUCACUGAUGUACAUGCGUAUGCUUGGAAACAGUGUGGAUUCUAUGCAGUCAGAUGGACCCAGAGCACUUAUCAAGGGAGCUGUUGGGCAGCCAAGACUAUUAGUUCCUGUUGCUUUGGUCAUGAUUUUUAACCGGUGGAAUGGGAUCCUAGUCCCCGAGUAUGGAUUCAUGCACCUCGAGUUGAUACCCAUGCUGGUGGGAUUUUUCACUUACAAGAUUGCAACUUUUGUCCAAGCAAUCGAGGAAGGUGUAACAAUUGUUCGAAAUAAAACACAAGCUUAGCUCUAGUUUCUAUGAUUUACAUCCACUUCUGAUGAAAAUAGUAGAGGCAAACUUCACGAAGAUCUUUAAACAUGGAUUCAAAAGAUCAGCUAGAACGUCUAUACUGGUUUAUCUCUCCAUACCGUGAUAGGAACAACAAACAAUUGAAAUUGUGGGGGAAGUCGAAUGGGUUCUCAAUUUAUCACAGAAUGGAUAGAACAAUGGGAAAAUCGUGAUUUCCUCGUGUAAAUUCUUUUAGCUAUAUUUUCUGAGUGUCAAUUGAAAUAUUUGAAGAAAAGAAACUUUAAGGUGAUAAUGGCAAAUUCAUAUUCGUAAGUUUAUGUUCAAA
Nicotiana attenuata is the source of this 1405-nucleotide messenger RNA. RefSeq lists its product as uncharacterized. The record is from RefSeq and is a predicted model, not a curated record. Bases 46 to 1077 code for a protein of 343 amino acids. The transcript is spliced from 10 exons. Lineage: Eukaryota; Viridiplantae; Streptophyta; Magnoliopsida; Solanales; Solanaceae.